AUGUCUCUUAUAGAAGGUCUUCUCCAGACAUCAAGCACAGUGACAUUGCUGGGGGCUGUGCUGUUUCUCCUUGUCCUCUACCGCCGUUCUUCUGGUUCCAGCGCUGAGGAACAGGGGAAGGAGCCUCCAGGACCCAGGCCGCUGCCCCUGCUUGGCAACAUGCUCCAGCUGGAUCUCAAGGAGCCCUAUCACACUCUCUGUGAGUUCGCCAAUAAAUAUGGCUCCAUCUUCACGGUUCACUUUGGACCCAAGAAAGUGGUUGUUCUGGCAGGAUACAAGACGGUCAAGCAGGCACUGGUCAACCAGGCAGAGGACUUUGGGGACAGGGACAUCACUCCUGUGCUCAGUGAACUAAACCAUGGACAUGGGAUUCUGUUUGCCAAUGGAGACUCAUGGAAAGAGAUGAGGCGCUUUGCCCUGAUGAACCUUAGAGACUUUGGGAUGGGCGACAAAGGGAGUGAAGACAAAAUCUUAGAGGAAAUCCCUUAUCUGAUUGAAGUGUUUGAAAAACAUGACGGUAAGGCAUUUGACACCACCCAGCCUGUGAUUUAUGCCGUCUCCAACAUAAUCUCGGCCAUUGUCUAUGGCAGCAGGUUUGAAUACACUGACCCCCUAUUCACAGGCAUGGCAGAUAGGGCCAAUGAGAGUAUACACCUUGCAGGCUCCGCAUCAAUUCAGUGUACGUUUCACUGCAGUAACUCCAACCCCUCCCUCCUUUCUGUCUCAGACCGGGUCCAGGAGGAGAUCAGCAGGGUUAUAGGAAGUCGUCAGCCCUUGGUAGAGGACAGGAAGAACCUGCCCUACGCUGAUGCAGUGAUCCAUGAGACCCAUAGACUGGCCAACAUUGCACCCAUGGCCAUCCCUCACACCACCAGCCAAGACGGGACGUCUGUGAUUCCGCUACUGACGUCCGUCAUACAGGACAAUAGUGAAUGGGAGAGCCCCCACACCUUUAACCCCUCUCACUUUCUGGAUGAGCAGGGACGAUUUGUCAAGAGGGACACCUUCAUGGCCUUUCCUACAGGUCGUAGGGUGUGUCUGGGGGAGGGUCUGGCCAGGAUGGAGCUCUUCCUCUUCUUCACCUCCCUCCUGCAGCACUUUAGUUUCACUCCUCCUCCUGGAGUAACAGAGGAUGAUCUGGACCUCACACCAUCCGUGGGUCUUAUCUUAGAGCACUGCUUGUGGAGAUCCAUGGCUCUUAUGGCAGAUCUUCUCCUCCAGGCUCCCAGCACGGUGACAUUGCUGGGGGCUGUGCUGUUUCUGCUGGUCCUCUACCUCUUCUUCUCUGGUUCCAACUCUGAGGAACAGGGGAAGGAGCCUCCAGGACCCAGGCCACUGCCCCUGCUUGGUAACAUGCUCCAGCUGGAUCUCAAGGAGCCCUAUCACACUCUCUGUGAGCUUUCCAAGAAAUAUGGCUCCAUCUUCACGGUUCACUUUGGACCCAAGAAAGUGGUUGUUCUGGCAGGAUACAAGACGGUCAAGCAGGCACUGGUCAACCAGGCAGAGGACUUUGGGGACAGGGACAUCACUCCUGUGCUCAGUGAACUAAACCAUGGACAUGGGAUUCUGUUUGCCAAUGGAGACUCAUGGAAAGAGAUGAGGCGCUUUGCCCUGACGAACCUUAGAGACUUUGGGAUGGGCAACAAAGGGAGUGAAGACAAAAUCUUAGAGGAAAUCCCUUAUCUGAUUGAAGUGUUUGAAAAACAUGACGGUCAGGCAUUUGACACCACCCAGCCUGUGAUUUAUGCUGUCUCCAACAUAAUCUCGGCCAUUGUCUAUGGCAGCAGGUUUGAAUACACUGACCCCCUAUUCACAGGCAUGGCAGAUAGGGCCAAUGAGAGUAUACACCUUGCAGGCUCCGCAUCAAUUCAGAUGUACAACAUGUUUCCCAGGUUGGGCCCGUGGAUAACGAACCUGACGCGUCUGAAGAAAAAUGUUGCUGAUACGAAGAUGGAGGUGACAGAGCUGGUGAGAGGCCUGAAGGAGACUCUGAACCCUGAGAUGUGUAGAGGCUUUGUGGACUCGUUCCUCGCCCGAAAGCAGACCCUGGAGGAAUCUGGCAAUAUGGAUUCUUUCUACCAUGACAACAACCUGGUAUUUAGUGUUGCUAGCCUGUUUUCUGCUGGUACCGACACCACCGGGACAACCCUGCGCUGGGGUCUGCUGCUAAUGGCCAAGUACCCUCACAUACAGGACCGGGUCCAGGAGGAGAUCAGCAGGGUUAUAGGAAGUCGUCAGCCCUUGGUAGAGGACAGGAAGAACCUGCCCUACACUGAUGCAGUGAUCCAUGAGAUCCAGAGACUGGCCAAUAUUGUACCCAUGUCCAUCCCUCACGCCACCAGCCGAGACGUCACCUUCCAGGGAUAUUUCAUCAAGAAGGGGACGUCUGUGAUUCCUUUAUUGACGUCCGUCCUACAUGACGAUAGCGAAUGGGAGAGCCCCCACUGCUUUAACCCCUCCCACUUUCUGGAUGAGCAGGGACGAUUCGUCAAGAGGGACGCCUUCAUGGCCUUUUCUGCAGGUCGUAGGGUGUGUCUGGGGGAGGGUCUGGCCAGGAUGGAGCUCUUCCUCUUCUUCACCUCCCUCCUGCAGCACUUUAGUUUCUCUCCUCCUCCUGGAGUAACAGAGGAUGAUCUGGACCUCACACCAUCCGUGGGGUUCACCCUCAAUCCUUCACCUCACCAGCUCUGUGCUGUGAGCCGGGUCUGAGAAGCA
Messenger RNA from Coregonus clupeaformis (lake whitefish), 2715 nucleotides. Its product is annotated as cytochrome P450 2K1-like. Gene Ontology annotation, biological process: xenobiotic metabolic process. Lineage: Eukaryota; Metazoa; Chordata; Actinopteri; Salmoniformes; Salmonidae. Gene Ontology annotation, molecular function: oxidoreductase activity, acting on paired donors, with incorporation or reduction of molecular oxygen, reduced flavin or flavoprotein as one donor, and incorporation of one atom of oxygen; iron ion binding; heme binding. The transcript has 16 exons. Gene Ontology annotation, cellular component: intracellular membrane-bounded organelle; cytoplasm. Bases 1 to 2709 code for a protein of 902 amino acids. The record is from RefSeq and is a predicted model, not a curated record.